Molecule: messenger RNA, 3439 nt
Organism: Gymnodraco acuticeps
Lineage: Eukaryota; Metazoa; Chordata; Actinopteri; Perciformes; Bathydraconidae
Product: mitofusin-1-like
Biological process (GO): mitochondrion localization; mitochondrial fusion
Cellular component (GO): mitochondrial outer membrane
Molecular function (GO): GTPase activity; GTP binding
Source: RefSeq, a predicted model, not a curated record
UGACACAGGAUACAAACAGAAGGUUAGCCCGGCUGACAGCAACUCAUCUUUCAGUGGGGAAAGGGAUUCUCUGAACUGUCGCCGCGGAUCGAUAUUGCUUCUGUUAUGAGAAGAAAACACUGGCUCUGUUAGGACUGUGAUUGAACACCAUGGCUGCAGCCCCUCCUCUCAGACGGACGGAUUCAGCUCGGGGGGAGUUCUCCCCUCUCAAGAGAUUUGUUGUGGCCAAGAAGAAGAUAAGCGAUGUCUUUGAACAACUACUGAACUACGUGAAAGAGACUUCAGAGUUUGUAGAAGAAACCUGUGGGAACAAAGCUUUGCAGAACAUUGCGAGUCAGGAGCAAAAGUUGGAGAUCCAGGCGUAUGCUGACAAACUUGCUGUCAUUAAGGAGGUGCUGGCACGCAGACACAUGAAAGUGGCCUUUUUUGGCAGGACGAGUAAUGGUAAAAGCACAGUGGUCAACGCCAUGCUGAGGGACCGCGUGCUGCCCAGCGGGAUCGGCCACACCACUAACUGCUUCCUCAGUGUGGAGGGCACUGAUGAAGACAAGGCCUACCUCAAGACAGAGGGCUCUGAUGAGGAGAAGAGCAUCAAGACUGUAAACCAGCUGGCUCACGCGCUCCACAUGGACGAGAGUCUGGACGCCGGCUGUCUCGUCCGUGUGUUUUGGCCGAAGACAAAGUGUGCUUUGCUCCGAGACGACCUGGUGCUCGUAGACAGCCCAGGGACAGAUGUCACAUCUGAACUGGACAGCUGGAUUGACAAAUUCUGCCUGGAUGCCGAUGUCUUUGUGCUAGUGGCCAACUCUGAAUCAACGCUUAUGAACACGGAAAAACACUUUUUCCACAAAGUCAACGAACGUCUGUCAAAACCCAACAUCUUCAUCCUCAACAACCGCUGGGAUGCCUCAGCCAAUGAGCCAGAGUACAUGGAGGAUGUGAGGAAGCAGCACACGGACCGUUGUGUGAACUUCCUGGUGGAGGAGCUGAAGGUUGUGGAUCGCGAUCAGGCACCCAACCGCAUUUUCUUCGUCUCCGCCAAAGAGGUGCUCAACUCCCGCAUGCAGCGUGCUCAGGGCAUGCCUGAAUCAGGUGGAGCCCUGGCUGAAGGCUUCCAUGAGAGACUGAAGGAGUUCCAGUGCUUUGAGAGGAGGUUUGAGGAGUGUAUCUCGCAGUCAGCAGUGAAAACAAAGUUUGAGCAGCACACUAUCAGGGCCAAGCUGAUCACAGAAAAAGUCAAGAGCAUCAUGGACGCCAUCAACAUUGAGGCGGCGGAGAAGAGAGUGGCAGCACUGGAGGACAGAGAGUAUCAGAUAGACCGGCUGGAGUUUGUGAAGAAUCAGCUCCACCUGCUGAUCGAUGACAUCAAGGCUAAGAUCAAGGCCAUCAGUGCGGACGUGGAGAAUAAGGUAUCCAUCGCCAUGGGAGAGGAGAUCUGCCGUCUCCAUGUAAUCGUUGAUGAGUUCCACUCUGACUUCCACCCAUCGCCACAUGUCCUUAAGAUCUACAAGUCUGAGCUGCUGUCUCACGUGGAGGAGGGGAUGGGGAAGAACCUGGCUUUCCGCUGCUCCGACGCCGUCCACGCCUCGGUCCACUCCUCACAGAAAUACAUGAUGGAGAGCAUGCUCCCUCUGCUUCCCUCUUCCUCCCAGAGCCAAGUCCACAUGCUGGUGCCCAGCAGGAAGUUUGACCUGAGUUACGACCUGAACUGCGCCACGCUGUGCAAUGACUUCCAGGAGAACAUUGACUUUCAGUUCACGUUGGGCUGGACAGCGUUAGUGCACCGCUUCCUGGGAUCUGUCAACGCACAGAGAGCGCUCAAACUGGUGGACCAGAAUUUCCAGGGCUCCCUACCAGCGCUGCCGGCCCUCACCCCCUCCUCGGGCCCCCCCUCAUUGGCGGCCCCGCCCAACAACGAGACAGCCCUCAUGACCCAAGAGGACGUGAUGAUAGCUGUGGCAACCAACGUAGCAUCCCUCACCUCCCGCACCUCCAUGAGCGUUAUCAUCGUCGGAGGAGUGGUGUGGAAAACAGUUGGCUGGAAGCUGAUCGCCCUGUCCUCCUCCCUGUACGGUCUGCUGUAUCUGUACGAGAGACUCACCUGGACCACCAAGGCAAAGGAGCGCACUCUGAAGCGUCAGUUUGUCGACUACGCCACCGACAGGCUGCAGCUCAUCGUCAACUUCACGAGUGCAAACUGCAGCCACCAGGUCCAACAGGAGAUGGCGGCGACCUUUGCUCGGCUCUGUCAGCAGGUGGACCAGACGCAGAAAGAGCUGGAGGCUGAAAUCCGCCAACUGACAGCCAAGAUAGAUCAGCUGGAGACGGUCCAGAGCCACUCCAAGAUCCUGAGACAUAAAGCCACAGAUCUGGAGAAACAGUUGGAGGCGUUCACAUACGAGUACCUGCAGCCUCAGCAGUGAGCGGCUCCUCCUCCUCCUCCUUCUCCACAGUUUGGUUCUUGUUGAGCCAAUCAUUCCUCAGCCUCACAGCGCCGGCCCCCCCCCCCUCCCCUGAACUACUCCACAGACUCUGUGGACAGUAGUGCUGGAAAGAUCAAUGGAUGCAUUUUGGGCUAUCAACCAAAAUGAAAUAUAUAGGUAUUUUGAUAAUCAAUGAAAGGUUAGUCAUUUAUAAGGCAAGAAUACCAAACUUCUGCUGCUUCUAAAGUAUGAAGGGUUUGUCCUUUUGUGUCAUUUGUAAAAAUGUUUUUUUUUAAUUUUUGGGCUAAUGCUCAUUUCUCUCUUUUUGACAUUUUGUAGACUAAUCAAGGGAAAAAAAGAACAUUUGGUAAUGGAAAUAAUCUGUAGUUUCACUCUUGGUAGACAGAGCGAAAAAAGGCCCAGUCCAAACAGUAUUUUCCUCUUCCUCUUCCUCCCCUCAGCCAGACAGGUGUUGCCUACAAAACUGCAGUGAACCACUGUAAACAAAACUGCCUGUAAAACAAAGAAACGUGGACUCACAGAUGCUCCUGAAGGUGGCAAUUUAAUCUCGGUCGGUGGGAAAGCUACCGGUCGGGUGCUACAUUUGACACUAACGUGCUUCUAACUGUGAAUAUGCCUUUUUUGACUAUCUUGAGUAAAUGAAGUUUGAGUGUAUGUUAGAUUGUACAUGCAUCUGUUCGAGCACAUGAAAAAUAAAUAAUUUAAUAGAAAAAGAUAAAUGUUUUUUUUCUUCAUCAUAAGGACAUUUGAAUUGAAAGGGGAAAGCAUGUCUUUAGCAAACUGUUGGUUAAUGUUAUAUUUUCUAACCUUUCAAACUGUAUAGAUUCAAAGAUUUGGAAAUCCUCAUUUUAUAAUAUUUAUUUAUAUCCAUUAGACUUCUAAUGACAAGUAACCAGUCUGCACUUUGUAUAUCUGUCUGCUUCUUUUUUUUUUUUUUAAUGUGUUGAAAUACCUCCAGAUGUACCCGAUUGUAUUAAAUCUGCCACAAUCUAAAA